UAAAAUUCACUUCAAGCUUCCUUCCGCUUUCUGCACAGCAAGACGACUGAGAGGCAUUUUAAGAACACAAACACUCUGGCCGCCACUGUAUACACAUCUGGAAACAAUAUGGACAUCAAUGACAUUCCCACGACUGGUGCUUCUUGUGCAACAGCCAAGCAAGACAAAUUGAAAGUUUGUGGAGUAGAGGCUUCGAAAAAAAUGGCCCAAAAUGACUUAGGACGCAUAAAUAAAUACAAGAGUAACAUUCUCUCAGUGGCUAAACAAAAAAAUACCGAUCCAUCUAUAAUUGCUGGUAUUAUGUCUCGGGAAUCACGUGGAGGAAGCGUUCUGAAAGAUGGUUGGGGUGACCAUAACAAUGGCUUUGGCCUGAUGCAGGUUGAUAAAAGGUACCAUACACCUAAGGGAACCUGGUAUAGCGAGACACAUAUUGCCCAGGCAGUAGAUAUUUUUAAUUCAACAUACAAUCAGAUUGAGAAGAAAUUUCCAGGGCAACCCAAAGAAGGUUUACUGAAAGGGGCUAUUGCUGGAUAUAAUACCGGUGCUGGAAAUGUGAGGGACCUAAAUAAUGUUGAUCAAUGCACAACUGGAAACGAUUAUGGCAACGAUGUUGUUGCACGAGCGCAGUUCUUCAAAAGUAAUGGAUAUUAAAGCUGAACUUCAGCCUUCAUGCUUAGUCUAUACCUGCACAGUUGUAUAGGCUCCUCUGAUGUACUGAAUUGCUGAUUUCACUGCACACUGUAGGCUUCUCAUCCUACAAAUACAUGGAUACAUAUAUGAAUAAAUGAAAAAAAGCCAAACAUUCUGAAAGAAAAAAAAA
This is a messenger RNA of Rana temporaria (common frog), 820 nucleotides long. Its product is annotated as lysozyme g-like. The transcript is spliced from 6 exons. Gene Ontology annotation, biological process: peptidoglycan catabolic process; defense response to Gram-positive bacterium. The record is from RefSeq and is a predicted model, not a curated record. Lineage: Eukaryota; Metazoa; Chordata; Amphibia; Anura; Ranidae. Gene Ontology annotation, molecular function: lysozyme activity. The coding region runs from base 109 to 651 and encodes 180 amino acids. Gene Ontology annotation, cellular component: extracellular region.